UAUAACACGAAUACUCUCAACAGAAAAAACAGCGGGAAAUAGGAAUCCCGAAGAAGAGCAUAGCAAUUUCAUUAACUAUUCGUGUUUGGCGACUAAAAUAAUUUGUGAAGAAACUUUGGGAAACAAGGUGCAAUAUUUUACUGGAUCUAAGAUAAAGAAUAUAUUUUGGAGUUUGUUAUGUCACCAGCAAAUAUAGAGAUUUCAACUGUUUGCUUGGAAACAUGGAUUCAUUAUCCAAAGAAUAUGUCCUGGCCAGACAUCAGAAUCUGGUAUUAAACCCAAAGUUAGAAAAUGGAACACCAAGUGAAAAGGCAGAUAUUUUGAGAAACAUCAUAACCAAUUUGCAGUGUUCCAAGGAUUCUGACAUUCUGGAGCAGUCAGAGGUAUCUCAUUUACAACAAGAGUAUGAAGAUCAAUACACCAACAUUGUGGACACUUUUGAUGAACAAACAGGUUUGAAUAACUUUGCUGCAGGGGCCCUUGCAAUUUGCAGUGGCAACAGAAAUGAGAGCCAAGCAUGGAAAAGCAGUCUUACACUGGACAAAGUUAAGACCCUUCCAUGUGUACAGGCAGCAUUGAGAAGGGCACAGAUUCUGCACAAGCCAGCUCUUGGUGGUAAGAACCUGUCAGACCCUUUACCAAGCAGACCGUCCCUAGGUAAAGAAAACCUGAUUAAAAAGGAGCUCAUUGCAAGAGGGCCUGAUAUUUCUGUACUAAGCAGUACGGGAUCUUCCAUCAUCAGCGGAGCCGCCAAUCCGCUAAUGAAUCUGUACCCAAUUGGGAGCACUGUGCCUAUUAUCAGUCAUCAAGGAUCAGUUCCUGUACAGACAGGGGUCAGCCACCAUCAGGGUCCCCAGCAUGUAGGGUUCAGGGCCCAGGAACAUGGUCAGUGUGACCUUUUGGCAGGAAGACAGCAGUCUGCAGAGGUCAUCAAUAGGAAACCGUUUUCCUCUGGGGGCAGGAAUCAGAAUCUAUUUAAACAGGUAUCUGGAUCAAAUGAUUUUCAGCCCUCCCACAUGCCCUAUCAGCAGCAGGGACAUGACCCCAGCACUGAGGAGACAGAGGAGGCCCGACCAGUCCAUAAUGCCUUCCGCACUGCAAAGCAGCAACUGGACAUUGACAAACAAAAGAAGUAUGGAGGUGGAGCCCAGAGCCGGGUACCAGCCCCUGCAGCAUACGGCACAGGGAAGAAGUCUCUGGGAACCAGACGUGGACUGAACAGCAAGUUUGUACCCCCAGUGAUGAACAGGGAGGAGGACGAUUUUGGUGACCAGGUAGCCAAUGUGGUAACACGUGCGGUGUUGAAGACAGGGGGAUGUGAGGCCAGUGGCUCUGGGGCAGCGCUGUUUGAAGGCAUUGAUGAAGAGAAACUGAAGGGCAUUGAACCCAAAAUGGUGGAGCUCAUCAUGAAUGAGAUUAUGGACAGUGGUCCACCACUGACCUGGGAUGAUGUGGCAGGACUGGAGUUUGCUAAGAAAACCAUCAAGGAGAUCGUUGUCUGGCCUAUGCUGAGACCGGAUAUCUUCACUGGUCUCAGGGGUCCACCAAAAGGUUUACUACUGUUUGGACCACCAGGGACGGGAAAAACUCUCAUUGGUAAAUGCAUUGCCUGUCAGUCCAAGUCGACUUUUUUCUGCAUCAGUGCUUCUUCCCUGACUUCCAAGUGGGUGGGUGAAGGUGAGAAGAUGGUGCGAGCGUUGUUUGCUGUGGCCCGUGCCAGACAGCCCGCUGUUGUGUUCAUUGACGAGAUUGACUCCCUGCUUACACAGAGAACAGAUGGGGAAAAUGAGGCCUCGCGUAGAAUCAAGACAGAGUUUCUGGUGCAAUUGGAUGGUGCAUCUACUAGCUCUGAUGAUAGAAUUCUUGUUAUUGGUGCUACCAAUAGGCCGCAGGAAAUAGAUGAGGCAGCCAGACGACGGUUUGUAAAGCGGCUAUACAUCCCACUGCCAGAGACAGAGGCCAGAAGGUCCAUCAUCACUAACCUGCUUCGACAGCAGGAGUAUGCACUGUCAGACCGGGAUCUAGACCACAUAUGUACACAUACGGAUGGAUUCUCCGGUGCAGACAUGGCCACUCUGUGUCGGGAGGCUGCCCUGGGACCCAUACGUGACAUGUCCUUUGGGGACAUUGAGAACAUAGCCGCUGACCAGGUUCGAGCCAUUACUUUUAAAGACUUUGAGGCAGCCCUGCGCAAUGUGAAGCCCUCAGUGUCUCAAAAGGACCUCGACAUCUACAUCGACUGGAACAACACUUUCGGCAGUGGAAGUCGCUGAACUGAUCAAAGACAAGGAUCACUGAAUUGUUACAUUUGUUAAGUUGUUAUACUGUUGCCCCUUUUCAUCUGUUAUAAAUCAUUUAUGCAAAUAAACAUGCAAAACAUA
Dreissena polymorpha is the source of this 2381-nucleotide messenger RNA. RefSeq names its product fidgetin-like protein 1. Gene Ontology annotation, molecular function: ATP hydrolysis activity; ATP binding; microtubule severing ATPase activity. NCBI's taxonomy places the organism in Eukaryota, Metazoa, Mollusca, Bivalvia, Myida, Dreissenidae. The transcript is spliced from 20 exons. Bases 222 to 2273 code for a protein of 683 amino acids. The record is from RefSeq and is a predicted model, not a curated record.